CAAGUCAAGUCACAAGUCUUACAACCUUUUUUUCAAGUCAAGUCUAAAGUCAUAAAAUUAAUGACUCGAGUCCGACUCGAGUCCGAGUCAUGUGACUCGAGUCCACACCUCUGACAAAUACAUCAAUGGCCCGCCCGAUGCCCCCUAUGCUGAGAAACUUGACUUGGGAUGGGUGAUUGUGGGCAAUGUCUGUUUGGGACGUGUUCAUAAGCGAUGCAGUGUGAACACGUACUUCACCAAUGCUCUUGAACAGUCUCGUCCUACUAUUUUUGAACCAUGUCCGAGUGUUCUCCAGGUUAAAGAGAGAUACAGUCCCAAACAUUCAAAGUGUGCCUAUGAUGUAGAAGAUGCUGGGCUAGGCUUCACAGUGUUCCAGCUUACCCGAGAGGAUAACAAACGAGGACCAUCCUUUGAAGAUCUUGCCUUCAUGGCAAUAAUGAAACGAGAGGCCAAGAAGGAUGCCAGUAAUAGCUGGGUAGCUCCUUUGCCAUUUAGGCAGCCAAGACAACACCUCCCUGAUAACAGACAGCAAGCUCUUAACUGCUUCAGCUCCUUCAAAUGCAACUUAGCAAAGAAACCUGAGAUGUCCCAACAUUUCUUCUCAUUCAUGGGGAAAAUAUACGAAAAUGGUCAUGCUGAAGUUGCUCCUCCUCUCACUCCAAACCAGGAACGAUGGUAUUUACCCAUUUUUGGAGUGUACCACCCAAAGAAGCCUGGCAACAUCCAUGUUGUUUUUGACUCAAGUGCACAGCAUGAGGGAGUGUCUCUGAAUGAUGUUCUCUUGAAAGGACCUGACCUCAACAACCUACUCCUGGGAGUUCUGAUGAGGUUUCGCAAGGAUGCCAUUGCAGUAACUGCAGACAUCAAGCAGAUGUUUCAUUCCUUUCUUGUGAGAGAAGAAGAUCGUAACUUCCUACGGUUCUUCUUGUUCAGAGACAACAGUCCUACACAUGAUGUCAUUGAGUACCGCAUGACUGUACAUGUGUUCAGUAAUAGCCCUAGUCCAGCAGUUGCCAUUUACUGCCUCAGGCAGUCUGCGAUGGAUGGAGAACCACAUCAUGACCCCGAGGUGAAACAAUUCGUUUGCCGUGACUUUUAUGUUGAUGAUGCACUUAAAUCUUUUUCAAGUGUAAAAAGUGCUGUCUGUCUGUUGAAGAAAACUCAGGAUGUUCUGUCAAACUCCACCCUGGGGCUCCACAAAAUCACCUCUAACAGCAAAGAGGUCAUGGAGGCUUUCCCACCUGAAGAUCGCGCAAAUGACUUGAAGGAUUUUGAUCUGAGCUCAGAUAUUCUACCUGUACAGCGCAGCUUGGGACUAAAUUGGAACUUGGAGUCUGACAUGUUUGUUUUUAAAGUCAACAAAGAAGAGAAGCCUUUCACACGCCGAGGCAUCCUAUCAGUGGUAAAUAGCGUGUAUGACCCCCUGGGAUUUGUGGCUCCCGUGACCAUUCAAGGGAAGCACAUUCUAAGAGAGCUCACACAACAAAGAUGUGACUGGGAUUCUCAGCUCCCUGAAGGGAUGCAGGAACAAUGGAAGUCUUGGCGGGAUUCACUGAAAGACCUAAGUGGCGUGAAGAUUCCAAGACCCUAUACCAAAGCUUUUCUUUCAACAACAAAGACGAGAGAACUGUUUGUCUUUUCUGAUGCGUCAACAAUGGCUAUUGCAGCAGUUGCCUAUCUCAGGGUGGUGGACGAAGCAGGGAAUACUCAUACUGGCUUUGUUAUGGGUAAGGCGAAGCUGGCACCUAGACCUGAACACACAAUCCCCAGACUUGAGCUUUGUGCAGCUGUACUGGCCGUGGAGUUAGCAGAUUUCAUAUCAUCAGAGCUUGACAUGCGCAUCGAUGCUAUCACCUUCUGCACUGAUAGCAAAGUAGUGCUCGGAUACAUAAAUAAUGAGACAAGACGCUUUUAUGUGUAUGUCAGCAAUUGUAUUAUGCGCAUCAGAAGGUCCUCUUAUCCUAAGCAGUGGAAGUAUGUGUCUACAGGGGAAAAUCCAGCAGACUGUGCGACAAGGUCUGUACCGGCUGCCUUUCUCUCAGAUACCUCUUGGCUCACUGGACCUCCUUUUCUGACUGAGCCUAUGCAAGAUUCUCUAGAACCAGACUCCUUUGAGCUUGUGGAUGCAAACAUGGACACUGAGAUCCGCCCGCAAAUCUCUACUUUGCAAACACAGGCUUCUCUCACACUACUUGGGUCCCACCGUUUCUCCAAAUUUUCUUCCUGGCAAGCUUUGAAACCAUUGCUAAUCUCCUUCACAUUGUGAACAGCUUUCACACACGUAAGGUCAAAGGGACCAUGCAAUGCAAGGGGUGGCAUUUCUGUCAGAAAGCAGGUACACCUGAUCAACUCAGUUUAUCAGAGCACGUCAUUAUUCAAACUGUGCAGGAAGAGGCAUAUGCUGAAGAGUUGGCCUGUCUCAAAAAGAAUAAGGUGAUCCCUAAAGGGAGUCCUCUUAGGACCCUGGACCCCUUCACUGACGCACACAAUGUCCUCAGAGUUGGUGGUCAGAUAAGACAUGGAGAGGUUCCUCAUGAAGAAAAGAACCCUAAGAUCAUUCCUUGUAAGCACCAUAUUGCACAACACGUUCUCACUCCCAACUCGUCAAAUGUGUGACGCAUGGUCAGGCUCCCUCUGCUUCACUUAUCGACGCGCAGGGUACCCCCCUCGCGUCGAGAAUUGACGUGCAGGGUCCUCCUAUUGAAUACUAUAGCGCUCCCUAAACGUUGUUUAUUGACGACAAGAGAUUGCCGCGGAAGAGCUUGUUGUCCGUAUAUUUAUAUACUGUAUUUCCGAAAUCACAUUGUAGUGACGUGUACUGAACACAAUAUAUUAUAUAAUGUAAACAACUACCUGAGAAACAUCAGAUACAGCAGAUAAAUUAAUUAUAGGCCAUUACUUUUGUAUCGUUUAUUGCAUUUAUGGAGGGAGAGGUGUAUGCUGGGUAAUGGCACAGCUAGCGACCGGGUGACCCGCUUCGGAUGUUCAGUCGAUCAGGCGUUAUUAGCAGAAAUCAGUCCCAUAGAUGUGGGAUCUCCACCUGCUAGAUUGUUCAGAAGGUUGUUAUCAUCCAUCCAGAUGGAGGAUCACUAACAGGAGCGUGGGAAGACUCCAGAAUCCACUCUGGCUGGAAUCCGGUGGAUACAGCAGUGUUUACAGAACAGUUCUCCACAGUCACUGUCCACAUGGGUCAGUGGGACCAAGAAGCACUCUGCUAAUGUGUGGACUCUGACCAGCAACAUCCAGCAAGACCCAGGCAGCGUUUUCUAUCUCCCUGCUGGAGUUUUUUGUUUGUGAUGGGAGAGUCAGAUUUUUGUUGAGGCUGGAGGAACAGCCUCACACUUGCAGAGGUUAAUACAUGCUACUGAUCCCUGAUGGGAGAAUCUUCACCUCUGCCAACAAAGAAGCCUGGUGGAUGUUUGUUUGCAGUCUGAUGAUGGGACCUCAUGCUCUGCAUCUUCAAAGUUUGUCUCUUGCUUAUUAUUGAUACACAGUAAUGUGAAGUAUGCUUAUAUCUAGUAUAACUGGACCAACCUGGUGCUCUUCAUUUAUGGAGGCUGUUGAGUCUGAAUGUUGGAUAUUGUGUGUCUCGUGUUCUCUGGGCUUUGUUGUCCUCAGUCUUUUUGCAGGAUCAGAAAACAAAACCAGGAGGCACGUAAAUGUUUCUUCUCCAAUUGGAUGAUGAUAAGACUGUGACAUGGGAUGCCACCUUUAGUCUUGUGAUGAAGCAAAGCUCAGGAAGAAGUGUGAUUAAAUGGUACUCACAUGUGUGCUGCUGAGAAGGAUGUACAGGGGCACCUGCAGCCAAAUCCAAGCCUCCUCAGAGCAGAGUGGCCAUUUGUGCUCACAGAUGGUGACGGUGUGGAGAGACGGUGGUGUUUCCUCAGAAGAACUAGCAGAGUCACAAAGGGCACGAGUCCUUCUCACCACCUUGACCUGCUGACUGAUGCUCGUCUGCACUGCACAGAGGAAAUCAACUGACCGAGGAGUGUUUCUGAGUGAGGGAGAGAGGAGUCAUCAUCCAGGUAAAGUGACGUGGAUCAGUGGAUACUUGUCUCCCCUUUAAAGAAGAUACUCUUAGAGAGAGACGAUCCGAGUCAUCAUAAAAUAUGGGAAGCAUAUCAAUCUUGGACUGUCUAACCUGCCGGAGCAGCACUGAAUGACCACCACACAUGAGCAUGUUCCUGCAACAUUCAGCAGCUUUGCUUUUGUGUCAAAUGUCAAACAGCUGGAGAGGAAACUACACCAGUGUACUGGGAUGUUUCACCAGCAUGCGCCAGACACUGUUCCUGCCUUUCAUGGUAACAUCACCAGAGACAGCCCCACCCACCUCAGGACCUUGAUCAUGAUGAUUAUAAUGAUGACAGCGAGCGGAACUAAGACUGUAAAAAUCCACGACCAGAAUGUUUAGAUGCUUUCUAAUUAUUAAUGAAUACUGACAGCCUCUUUCUGUGUUUUGUCUGUUUUGUUUUUUGUGUUUCUUUUACCUCAUUAUUUACUAACAGCGUUCACCAAACUCACACAGUUUACAUUGUGUAUGUGUUUUCAUCUUUACCAGCCACACUCUAAAAGCAAUUAAGAAAAAAACUGUUAUUUUUCUUUUUUGUAAUCGAUGAUAAUUCAUUGAAUAUACUGCACUGCUUCCUUUAAUUGCGUCACACAUUGCUUUAAGUUUUUCGGUGUCAAGUUAUUUUUUACUGCUGUUUGAAUUCUCUAUAUGUUUGACCCUGUAGACUGUUUAAUGGACUGCUUGUCUUUCUGUUUGUAAUCGCGGACUGUUUUUCACUAAAGAUUUGGAUUUCUGACUUUAACACAGCCUCUGCGUGUCCUCCCUUUGUGUCCUCUUCCUCAUGUUACAUGUGUCACAGAUUCAUUUUAUU
This is a messenger RNA of Oreochromis niloticus (Nile tilapia), 4880 nucleotides long. RefSeq lists its product as uncharacterized. The record is from RefSeq and is a predicted model, not a curated record. The coding region runs from base 428 to 2266 and encodes 612 amino acids. The transcript has 7 exons. NCBI's taxonomy places the organism in Eukaryota, Metazoa, Chordata, Actinopteri, Cichliformes, Cichlidae.